UUCUUUUGGAAUAUGAAGAAAAGAGUAGAGAGAAGGAAAAAGAAAAGAGAGAGGGGGCUAAACAGAGCUCGCGUAGAGGGGUUUGAAACGAAUGAAGGGGUGUGUACUGGAAGAGGGGGCAGCAAAGGAAGGCGAAUAGUUGCCUCGAUGAUACCACCUCUCUCAGUUGCUUCUCGGUUUCCGGACUGCGUGGACUGGCAGAAAAUGCGUACUGUGGCCGUAUGGACAGCUUUUGUGUUAGCGUACUCAAGCACCCCGUUCGUGACCGGUAUACGAUACAUUGAUCCGAUCUCGGCGCAAUCAGGGAACACCGGCGACAUUGCCGAGAAGCGCGUUGACCUGACGGAGCCGACAUGCGAAGAAUUGAGGGCAAUGUGGAGGUACACUAAACGACAAAGCAGAGCUGCUAAAACUACUACCGGAUACUCUCUUUAUCCCGAUCCAUUUUCGUAUAACGUGUGGAAAUCUUAUUCCGAAUACACCAAGCCCAAUCUUAACUACCGCGGAAAAUUUAUGGGGAAACCGCGCAACCGUGCAGGAGGUAGUGCUCCAAUUUAUGGAAAAAUAGUACAUAAAGCACCAGCAAGUAGAUUAAGAAAUGGAAUGCGACACUCACCACGACUUUUCAAUAAAAUCCCGCGCUUUUUCGGAACAAUGAAUUCUUAUCCACCAUUGUCGAAAAGUCGUUUUAACCCAAUAGUUGGUUCCUCGCAAGCUGGCAGUUUUCAACAUUUAAAGGAAUUACUUCGUGCUGAACGGGCUCGUGAAUUACAGGAACAGUAUAAAGCUGAAGAAUUGGCAGAAAAGACAUCUACUUUCAAAGAUUCUGUAGACAAUGAGUAUCCUUUCAAUAUUCUACAAUCUCAGAAACAAUAUCUAAAAUCAACAUUGGGAAUCCCGACGAAAAUUAAUUAUGAAUUUGGUCAAGGACGAUAUGCAUCGAAUAAUGGUCAAAUUUGGACAAGGAAUGGACCCCAGACUCGCGAAUAUUUGUCGCGUUAAUAUUUCAAAGAACUAUUGAUGUCUCUCACACAAACAAAGAUGUACCAACAUAUCGGUUCUCUUGAUACGAUCGCAUGCGACAGAACGUAAAUGAUUCGGAUUUGCUUUUUUGGCAAUCUUCGACAUCCCAAAAUUUACGUAAGCAAACUAUUUGCGUUUAUACUAACAGCAUAUCGUCGAAAGGGCUUUUCACUUUCGUUUCUCCUCCGUCGUCCUCGAAAAUUGCUCUUAAGGCUUUCACUGUCUGGCGCUCGAAUUUCGAAUCUCUAUUCCCUGCGAUGCCUCAAUUUAUUCGACAUGUUAUUUAUGCCCGGAUAAAUAUAAGUCAAUAAAUGGAAGGAAAGUCGUAAAGAAGAACGACUUGAGUUGGCAAUGCUAUAGAAUGUAUAUUUUCUUAAUUCAUUUAAACUCGCACAGAUUUAAUUACCGUGCAAGCCGCCUAUAAAAUAUUCCAGAUAUAUAAAUUUAAUAUUAUAUCUCUGAAAAUCGCUACAGCGGCGACGUAAUCGUAAUUUCAUAUCACUAAGCGGAGAAAACACGAGCAGAAUAUUACUAAUUUAUUUUUAUUUUUUCAAUUAUAAAAUGUAUUAAUAAUAUUGUGUAUAUAUAUAUAUA
Apis florea (little honeybee) is the source of this 1617-nucleotide messenger RNA. RefSeq lists its product as uncharacterized. NCBI's taxonomy places the organism in Eukaryota, Metazoa, Arthropoda, Insecta, Hymenoptera, Apidae. The record is from RefSeq and is a predicted model, not a curated record.